UUGUUUCAGAGUGUACUUCAACUCGUGGCCGAGAGCAGCCGUCUAACCGCGCAGAUCAAGGAUAUCAAGAUCAUUGGGAAGAAGGAAAGAGACAACCUUGCUGACCGCUUCGAAGCCGAGCGUGCUCGCCUUCGCCAAGCCCUAGGCGAUGCUCGUGAGCAGGCAGCUAAGUACGCUCUUGAGCGCGAUUUGGCUAUAGCUGGUCAUGGGGGUUUGACCGGAAAAGUCGGAAAGCUAGAGAAAGACCUGAAAAAGUCCGAAGAUGAACGUUUGAUGGCGCUAUCGUUAGCGGAGACUAGCUCAGCUAAGCAGAAGAUACUGCAGAAUAAACUCGACAAAGCGCUUGCAGAAAAUGGAGAUCUCGAGAAAGACAACGCUUGUCUGCGAAUGCAGCUGGCUGCGCUACAAAAGAAUCUGGAGGAUGAGAGUGUGCUCCGUGCCACAGCAAAUUCGAAGAUUCGGGCUCUCACAGAAGACUUGGAAUUCCUGAAAAAGCAGCAUGAAUCGGUAUGUAUGUUUAGGCUGGACACGUCUCUGUGCUAUCCAUGUUUACUUUUCGACGUCUUUAAGGCUCUCAAGGACCUCCAUCAUAAGCGCCAGGUUGACAUGACCACAUACGCUAAACAAAUCAACGACGAGUUCAAGUCGAAGUUGCAAGACCAUCUGGCUGAGAUGCGUGCACGUUUCCAGGCACAGUUAUCGUCGAGCAAGACCGCUCUUGAGGAGUCGUACAAGAAUAAGGUAAGCAGUACAAAUCCAGCUGUUGCUUCUGUUCUGACUAUUGCUGUGUUGUUGUUAUACUGCUUUCCUAAACAAAAUUAUGAUUUGUUUCAGAUUUAUGAUGCACUUGAACGUGCCAAAGCUGCACAUGACGACGCUGCUCGUAUGCGUGUUCGUAGUCAUGAACUUGAGAAUUGUGGCAGUAGCCAUGAUGCAGUGAUCGAUAGUCUUCGUCGUGAAAUCGCUGCACUAAAGGACGAUAUGGAUGCAGCUAGACGUUCGUACCAGGAGAGACUGGGUGAAAAGGAAUUGCGUAUUGCUGAGCUGAACCGUGAAAUUCAACGUAUUAUGGAUGAGCUCCAUCGUUUAUUCGAUGAAAAGGUUCAGCUGGACACUGAGUUGAACACGUAUCGUAUGCUAUUGGAGCUUCAGGAAAGUUUUCUCAUUAGUUUCGGCGCCGGUGGCCAGUCGCGCAACAGCAUUUCCUCGCACCAUGUGUCUUUCAUGUCCAACAGCGGAAGCGCUCAACACGGAGUGAAGAGAGCCAGAAUAGAGUGGGACGGGAACGGUGAUGAUCUGGAUUUCCAUAGGCUUGGCCAGAAAAUGCAGAAGCACGUCGAUGGCCCAGUAGGAAUAGAAGAAAUUGAUCCCAACGGCCAAUGGGUACGUAUCAGGAAUAACACCGACGAGGAAGUCAGCAUUGCCCACUGGAAAUUGCUUGUUCGUGCUGGUGGAAAGGAAGUCACCUAUCAGUUCAACCCACGCAUGAAGUUGGAUCCUCAUGGUCACGCCACUGUGUACUCCGCGGAUUCUGGAGAAAAGCACCGUUCGCCAACCGAUGUAGUUAUGGAGAAUCAGAAUUGGCCGAUGGGUGACAAUACGUCUGUGCGCCCUGAGGAUCAUGAAGGAAACCUCCGAUCAUCGGUAAUAUUAAUGUUUCCAUACAUUUGA
Molecule: messenger RNA, 1671 nt
Organism: Haemonchus placei
Lineage: Eukaryota; Metazoa; Nematoda; Chromadorea; Rhabditida; Trichostrongylidae
Source: the annotation of a GenBank genome assembly